Momordica charantia (bitter melon) is the source of this 805-nucleotide messenger RNA. RefSeq names its product kunitz type trypsin inhibitor 111. The record is from RefSeq and is a predicted model, not a curated record. Gene Ontology annotation, molecular function: endopeptidase inhibitor activity. NCBI's taxonomy places the organism in Eukaryota, Viridiplantae, Streptophyta, Magnoliopsida, Cucurbitales, Cucurbitaceae.
UUUUCAGACAAAUUAAAUCUCUAAUUCAAGAAGAAAAUGACGUUGCAUAAGUCUCUUGCCAUCUUGAGCUCCCUUUGCCUGAUCUUCAUGGCCAUAUCUUCAUCCACAGCUCAACCUCCUCCGGUGCUCGACACCAACGGCCAAGCUCUACGACGCGGUAUUGAGUACUACAUCAAGCCCGCGAUCACCGACGUUGCAGGCAAUCUCACCCUGAAAAGUCGUAGCCGUGCCCCUUGCCCGCUCUACGUUGGCCAGGAACCGGUUGCUUCGAUGGAGAUCGGUCUCCCAGUCAUCUUCACCCCCUACGCCGCGGACGAGGAUAUAAUAAGAGAAGGCAUGGAUUUCAAGGUUGUGUUCCAGGCGUCGUCGACGUGCAUAAUGUUGACACAAUGGAGAGUGGAGGAGACAGAGGCUGCCACAGGGAGGAGGCUGGUGGGGACCGGGGACGACAACGGCCCGACCGGGAUGUUCAGGAUCGACAGGAGCAACCUCGGAGUUUAYAAUAUAGGAUGGUGUCCCGAGAUGUUUGGGAGACCAAGGUGUGGAAGUGCAGGCAUUUUGGUUGAGGAUGGAGUGAGGCUGCUGGCUUUGGAUGGCUCUGCGUUUCCUUUUGAGUUUGUGAAAGCUUGAUGCAAAAGGAAGAACUUGGUUUUAAUUAUCUUACAAGAGAAAAAUGUGUGUAAUUAGUUGUUAUAUUGAAUUAGAAUAAUAUAAGUCAAAUAAAAGCUCUUGUAAGGAUUUACUUAUGUUAUUUCUUUUUAUGGUUAGUGUAAAAUUUAGCAUUUGGGUUAUUGAUUUUUCAAUG